Messenger RNA from Arctia plantaginis, 2220 nucleotides. NCBI's taxonomy places the organism in Eukaryota, Metazoa, Arthropoda, Insecta, Lepidoptera, Erebidae. The record is from the annotation of a GenBank genome assembly.
AUGGAGCUAGAUUUACAAGACACUUUCUUGCAUGAUGAGGAUCAGCAGUCACUACACAGCCCAAAAGUAACAUAUUCAGUAGCGCAUAAAAGAAAAAAUGAUAAAGGCCAGGAUGAAAAAAUAGUAACUGAUCAACAAGCUAAAGAAAAGGAGCAAGCAGAAAAUAUUGCGUCAUUGCUAAUGUCUAACUAUGAUAUGAAAUUAUAUGGAGAAGAUGAUACAUCACAACCUACAUCCCGUACAGCACCUAUCAUACCAAUAGAGGCCACACGCAAGAAGAAGAAAAGAAAGAGAUCUCAAAUAUCAAUAUGCCUUACGAAUUGCCGCUAUGAGUCAAUACGGAAGGUAGCCAGUGCCUUUGGAAUGCGAGAGGUAUCAGAAGAAGAAGCAUGGAACUUUUACUGGACCGACAUGAGCGUCUCUGUGGAAAGAGCUAAGGAGAUGAAACGUUUUCAGCGUAUUAACCAUUUUCCGGGCAUGCUCGAAAUCUGCAGAAAAGAUCUUUUAGCACGUAAUCUGAAUAGAAUGCAAAAAAUAUAUCCUAAAGAGUAUAAUUUCUUUCCAAAAACUUGGUGUUUGCCAGCAGAUUUCGGUGAAGCCCUGAAUUAUAGUAAAUCUCGUAAAAAUAAAACAUUCAUAAUAAAACCUGAAUGUGGGAGCCAGGGACGCGGAAUAUACUUGACCAAGUCAUUGAAAGAUAUCAAACCUACGGAUAAACUUAUUUGUCAGGUGUACCUUUCGAAACCUUAUUUAGUGGACGGCUACAAGUUUGACAUAAGAGUUUAUACACUAAUUACGUCUUGUGAUCCGCUUAGGAUCUUUGUUUAUAAUGAAGGCCUUGUGAGGUUCGCCACGAGUCGAUACGCGGACCCUAACGUGAAUAAUACAACUAACGUUUUCAUGCAUCUUACUAACUACGCACUGAAUAAGCAUAGCCGUACUUACGUCUAUGAUUCAGAAGCUGGCAGUAAACGCAAAAUAUCUACGUUAAACAAGAUCCUGUUGUCACAAGGCGUGGACUUAGACAGGCUGUGGCAUGCCAUAGACCAAGUGAUUGUGAAGACUAUUAUUUCUGCGUGGCCGAUACUCAAGCACAGUUACCACGCGUGUUUCCCAUCGCACGAUAUGGUGCACGCGUGUUUUGAAAUUCUUGGCUUUGAUAUACUUCUGGAUCACAAGUUGCAUCCUUACAUAUUAGAGGUCAAUCACUCCCCGAGCUUUCACACAGACACACAGCUAGACCGCGAGGUGAAGGAGGGUCUUCUCACUGAUACUUUCACGAUGCUCAACAUUUGGCAGUGUGACAAACGACGUGUACUAGAAGAAGAUCGAAAGAGGAUACGCGACAGGUUGCUGCAGACUAAUAAGUUUGCUGAUUUCACGCCUACAGAAGAUAAAGAGCCAGAAAAAAGUCCAUGGCAGACGCAAAUACAAUGGGAAGAAACACAUCUUGGAAACUAUAGACGCGUAUACCCUGUGGGUGAGCAGUACGCGUCGCUGUUCCAGCAGCCGUCGGGCUCACUGUACACCGGCACAGCCUCUUCACGGGCCAGGGGCGACUGCACGCGCAUACAGCGUGAGGAGUUUCAGCAAACAAAAGCCAAAGCGGAAGCUCUGAAGAAACCAUCUCAGUCGAAAUCUACUAAAGAAACGGAAAAAAAACCUGGUGAAGAAGGUAGUACCACGACGACAUCUGUGACUGUUGCCUCUACCGCUACCGCUGUGGACAAGGCCGCUAAAGCAAAGGCCCGUCUUGAAAAGGAACAGAAACGCAAAGAAAAAGAAGAGAGAGACAAGAAAUUAAGCGGCAAGACUUCGCUUGUUAGUGCCUCACAAGCUGCGCCCGUAGAGAACAUAAAGCCGCCAUAUGUGCUGUGUUCAUUCGAGCCAGACCCAAUAGUAGAGAAAGAGGAACGUGAGCGAGUUAAUCUGCUUGCACAGAGAGACUUCCUUAUACGAAGUUAUGGCAUGUUAGAACAGAUUUACUUAGUUAUGAAAAAAAUGGGAACACUACGGCCAGAAGAUGAACGGAAAUACGGCGUUUAUGGAAGACUUUCCGUUGUGUCGAACUCGCCCAAGACCGCCGUCAAGAAAAUUAAAACAGAUAACCAAAUGCCAAAAACCGUAGAGAUAACGUUGGCGGAGGACCCAUUCGCAGAACGUCCGGUUCAGAAAAUAGACACUAAAACGUCAACGGCUCCUCACCAAAACUUAAAUUGA